ACUUAUUUUAUAGUUUUCUAUGGUUGAAAAUUAUUUUAAUUCAAUGAAUUCAUGGAGCAGAAAUGAAGUUUUAUUUGAUCAUAUAAGAGAUAUAUGCAGUGUUAACAUAGCACUGAUCAGCAGCUGAGUUAUAAUGUGCAUGUUUUUCAGUUUUGACAAAAUUUCUUACGUGUUUCAUCAAAUGAAAUGGCAAAUUAUUUUAUGAUUUGAGGUUACAUAGUGUUAAACUCAAAUUCAAAAUGUUUGCAAACAUUGAAAUAGCUAUUUUAACUACGUUAUUUCAGAACAAAGUGGAACCAAUUCUUAUAUGAUACCAAAUAUUUUAGUACAUAAAUAAUGUGGAAAAAAAACAACUUUUGUUUUGUAAAAUUUGAUUUCUUUGUAAUGUUUUCAAAAAGAACCAGCAAAGCAUUAAACUGUAUGAAAAGAAAAUUUUGAAAGUGAUCCAUUCAUUGUGAAGCGAAGACAAAAAACCUGGAUACAAAUGACCUAAAGAUAACAAAAUAAGAUAUUUUUACUUUUUCUGGAGGAAUUACUUAUAAAAUGGAAGGAUAAUUAUUAAUGCAUUUUGCAUUUACAAUAGAGUUAGAAUGGAGAGAAUUGUGACAUUGAAACAUAACAAGCAUGCUGCUGAUUUCUUUGUGUUUGCUGAAUUUAUCUUCAAUAGAAUUUAUUUAACAAAUAUCAGUUAAACAAUUGAAUUGUGAAUAAAUCCUAAGUUUUGAAAUUUGAAAUUGAUAUUUUUUUCCAGCUUUAUUUAGAGAAAUAUUAUUACAAAAAAGUGGAAACACAAGUGAUACACUUAAAAAUAAAUGUCAGGAUUAGGAUUUAAACUGUAAUCUAGAUGAUAAACUUGGAUAUACUGUCACAAUAUCAAGAUGAAUUUGGUCAAUGAGUAGCAUGUAACUAGCUUGUCAAGUGUUUGGUUUUCUCUUCUGAUCUGCACAAACUUUGGAAGAAAUUAUUUAUGACACUUUGAAGAGGGGUUCUUCACAUUGAUCAGGAUCUCAGGCAUGCUUGAUUUUCAACUGCAUUCUGAAUAAACAUUGUAAGAAAGAGAUAGAGGAAAUAUUUUCUGUACCAGGAUACUGUAAUUGCUGUUCAUAUUUUGUAUAUGGAAGAAAAAACUGGCCCUGGACACAAUUUGUAAUUAUUCACAUAAUCAAUAGAUUUGAUCGAUUUGCAUUCUUGAAUUGAUUAGUUCAAGUUUUAUUGUGUAUUUCUGAAGUAAAGUUUAUCAUCAGAUCAAAGAGAACUGAAAUAAAUGACUAUAGAAUAGAGAUUAAUAUCUUACAACAAUAAGUUGAAAUAACUUCGAAAUCAUGUUUAAAUACUUCUUCAGGCCAUGUUAAUGAUUCUUAAACUCUCCCUGACUGACAAAUUAUAAUCAGUGUUUGAACACACUAUGUGGAUUUUAUGACCAUUAUUGACCUUUUUAAAAGAAAUAAACAUAAUUGACAAAUACUAGGUUAAGUGUUUUGGUGAAUAUUAAACAUGCUUAAGACGGAACAAGUCAGAACAGCGACAUACACGGCUCGCUUAGAUAAAUCAGCUGAUCAAACAGCAUUUGUAGGCAGUAAACGAAAACCUCAAUAUUUAGACGUUGCAUUAGCGAGAGGCAGUAAUGAUUUAAGUUUGAAAGAUGGGACAAAAAAUGUGAAAAUAAAGAAUGUGAAAAAAGAGAAAGAUGAUUUGGGAAUUAAAAGAGGAAGGAAUAAGGUUAACGUUUUAAGUGGAAAUAAUGUUAGUAAUGAUGUUCCGAAACUAAGCACAGGGGGAAAUAAAACAGCUAGAAAAACUAAGUUUGUAAGUGGUAACAUUUCUGUAGAAAAGCCAGCAACUUUUAGAGAAAAACAGAAAUUCGAAAGUGAGAAAAAUCAGAAAUUAUAUCAGCAGUUGGAUCACAUCCUUUCUGGAAAACAUGCAAUUCCAUACCCAACAGAAAGCAAAGAAUCUGGGUUGCCAUUGAAGGUUACAAAGAAAGAACAUAUUGCAAUUUUAACAAAAAACUCUCUAUAUCCUGCCAUUUCAAAAGAGGCUAGAGAAAAACAUGAUGACAGUUUGAGCUUCAGGGAAAGCAAUGUGCCAGCAAACAAAUUUCUAGGUACAGAAAGUGAGAUUCUUCAUAAAAGGGAAUUACAAGCUGAAGCAAGAUUAGAGAAAUUAGAAAAAAUUGAUGACUUUUCUGUUGGGGAUUUUACUGUUAAAUCACAUGUUCAUGUCAACAGCCCUAAAUCAGAAUUCACAAACAGAACACAGACAGUAACUGUUGGAAUACCAGUGCAUGCUGGGAACACUAUCAGCAGACGACAUAUUGUUGCUGACAUUCCUGUUUACCUCCCAUCAUUUGCAGGAGGAAACCAGCCAGUUCAACAAGUGGUCAAGGAAACAGGUCCUGCACCUAUUGAUAAAGUUUAUGAAAGCACAGUUCCAGGUGCUACAGGUAAACCAUUCCAGCAGGGAGCCCAUCCAACACAUCACGCUCCUGAAGCUUUCGUUGGUCCUGUGCCUGGAUUAGAUACAGUGAUUGCAGAGACACAAGGUGGUGCUCCAAUCUUAAACACUUACAGAUCAACUGGUAAUCCUAUCAGUGAAAGACUUCUCAAAGAACAGGCAGAACGUGAAAGGUCACUACUUGAGAAAAACUAUUUUGAUGUUGAUCCCAAAUCAAACAGAGAGAAUAAAGUGAAACAUCUGAAUGAAGAUGGUGAUAAGAAAAGUAUAGCUGGUACUCUUUUGUCAGACCAAGGACCAAGGAGAACAGACACUUUAACAGAUGGUGAUAAUACAAGAUUAACCUCUGAAGGUUAUUUUGCUGAGAAGGAGAGGCAGGCCAGGCUUGAAAAAGAGGCAAAAAUAUUGAAGAAAGCUGAUAUCAAAAAUGCUUUCACUGACCAGGAAUUGACAGGUCAAAAAUCAUCCAAAGCAGUGCCAACUAGAUUUGAUAAUCAAUAUCAAGUGGACUUUUAUGCUCAAAAGACAAGAUCAGAAAUAAGAAGUGUUAUGAAUUUUGACAGAGAAGACUCUUGGAUUAAAAGGCAGCUUGAGAAGCCUUCAAGGUCACCUGUUUCUCUUGGUACAUACAGAAGUCAGGAUAAUACAUAUAGAGCUAGAGGAUACGGUAAUGGAGCUUGGAGGGAAGAGCAAGAGACCUACAGAGGUGAUGGACAGACUACAUACAGAGGGGAUGGACGAGCAACAUACAGGCUAAAUGAUGAAGACAGAUAUAAAAACAGGUCUUACAAAUUACCUGACAAUAUUCAUGGAAGAGACAGGUAUAUUGAUCAAGUUGGUAAAAGGGAUUAUGAAAAAGAAUUUAAAUAUGAUCCAAGAUACGAACAAGAAAGAAGAGAUAAUGAAAGAGAUAAAGAUAGAAGAGAUUUUGAGGAAAGACACAGACAGGAAAGAGACCCAAGAAACAAUGGUAGGCUCGAAUAUGAAAGGGAAAGGAGAGUUGAUGAUAGAAAGGGAAGUUAUGAGAGAGGUCCUUUAACUUCAAGAUAUGAACCAGAUAGAAGGAACACUAGAAGAGAGGAAGGUGAAACUGCCAUGAAAGAAUCAAGAUUUGAUAGAGAGAGUUUUAAUCUAAGUGUGAAGGAGUCAAACAGAAGAGAUGACACAAAAUCUAACUCAAUCAGAACUACAGAAAGAGAUAAUUAUGGGAGACAAACUUCAGAUAAAGGAAAUAGCUCAUCAAGUAAAGAUGAAAAGGUGCAGUAUGUGAUAAGAAAUAAGAGUGGAAAUUCAAGAAGUGAAAUGAGAAAAUCAGACAUGUCAGUGAGGAGUGAACCAUUGCCUGAGAACAUUCCACCUUCUUCUACUGAACUUGUUAGAGAUAGGAGUCCAAAGUCUCAGUACAGCAAAAGGUCAUUUGAAUCUGAAAUGCAGACAAAAAGUUCACCACCAGCUUUUCAAAGACAAACUCCAACUGGUCAAGAAAAGUCAAAGGGAUCCAUGAAUGAACAUAAAGAAAAAGUAGGCAGGCUUCCAACAUAUGAAACAAAAGCAGAUAAAUCUGGGAGAAAGUCAACUGAUGACUUAAACAAGUAUUUUGAUGAACCAGAUAAGCCAGGGAGUCCAUCAAAUGUGAUACCAUUUUAUUCAGACAGUAUUAAUACAUAUUCCAGACCAAAGCAUGAUUUCAGGAAUGGUGAAAUGAUGACCCCAGUAGAAGAAAUGUCAGUAAAACAGUCAGAGGAGGAUGACAAGGAUGGUAAGUUAAGCAAAACAGAUAAAGACAGUGAAAAAAGCAAACCUAUUGAUUCUUAUGUAAAGAGUGACAGAAUCAAGUUUUUGUCUUCCACAGAAAACAAACAUGAAAUAGAGGAGGAUAGGAGAUCACCAUGGAGAAAAGGCAAAGAACAAUAUAAAGAUGGUAGGAGUCCUUCAUUGAAAGAUGAACCACCAAGACAUUUAAUUGGGAGCCAAGCUGAAAGUCCUGAUAUCACAAAAAUCAGAGGUCCUGAUUCAGUUGAACAAAUUAGGGAAAGGAUUAGAGAGAAAACAAUAGAAAAAAUAAGGGAGAAACAAGAAGAAAGAAGGAGAGAGAAGACCAUUGAUAGCCAAGGACCUACUGAUAACAAAGAUGACAUUAAUGCUUAUGAAGUUGAUGAAGCUGAUUUAAAUCUUGAUGAUGUUGUAACUGAAUUGGAUGAGAAAGAGUUAUAUGUAUGUUACCUGGUUACAGAUAAUGGUGAGAAGAUAGGACCAAUGAGGCUGGAUAUAAAUGAUGUACAAAUUGGAUUACCAAAUCCAGAAAAAAUGAAAGAUCUUCCAGAAGAGACAGGAGAAGUAGAAAAUGAAGGUAUGAGAAACAGGCAGACAGGUUCACACGGGUUGAAUGAAUUUUCUAGUCGCAGUCACAGUAUGCUUAUGUUAACUAUAGACUCAGAAAUGCAGGAUCCUGAUGAUGAAAAUCUUUACAUCACUAAAAGAGGAAAGCUCACUUUUGUUGACCUUGCAGGGAGUGAAAAAGUGAAGGAUUCCAACUCAACAGCAGACACGUUAGUGGAGUCAAACAGUAUCAAUAAAAGUCUUCUUGUACUAGGUAAUUGUAUAUCAUCGCUGGGAGAUCAGAAAAGAAGACAAGGCCAUAUCCCGUACAGAGACAGCAAACUAACAAAGCUCCUGGCGGAUAGUUUAGGUGGAAAUGGAGUCACUCUCAUGAUCUGCUGUAUUACACCGUCAUCAUACCACGCCCCUGAGACCAUGAACACACUCAGAUAUGCAAGCAGAGCCAAGAAAAUACGUACAAAACCAGUUAUUAAAAUGGAUCCGAGAGAAAAGUUAAUAUUGAGUCUGAAGAGGGAAAUCAAAGUACUGCGCAAUGAAAAUCACUAUCUUAGACAACAGACAGGUAUUCCUACAAAAGUUAAACCAAAACCUAAACCUAACAAUGAUGUUAAAAACCCUAAUGAUAAAAAGGAACCAGAUGCAGAAAAUCUAAAAAAGCCUAGUGAUGUUAUUAGAAACUAUGCAAAAAAUAAAGAGAAUUUGGAAUUUCCAGCGAAGCCACGAGGACAGCUACAGAAGGAGAAUGAUCAGAAAGUUAUGAAGAUAAUGAAGGAAACUAACGGUAAAUCUGACACUAACAAUACUGUCAGUAACAAUGAUGAGAAAAUGAGACAGGGUGGUAAUGGAGCAGAUGAGAGUGGUUUAUAUGAAAUGUUACAGGAAUAUAUGGUGGAGAAUGAAGCACUCAGGACAGAAAAUGCUGAAAUGCAGGUUAAUCGUGACAAAGUUCGACAGGACCAGCAACUCUUGUAUAGAGAUAAUGAAAAAUUAAUGAAACGUGUAGAUGAUCUUGAGCGGAGAUUAAACCAGGCAACAACAUCGUGGCAGUCAAUGCCAAGACAGGACUCACAUAGGUCUCGGGAUCACUCUCCGCGAGGUUCACCACAAUACAGAGGUGGUGGAAGUGGUGGAAAAGUUGUCCAGGCCAAAUUUGCUCAGCCCCCUGCUGACCUACCACUGCGGGACAACCCAGCUCUCCGGGACCCUAUAUAUCCUGGUUCUCCUCCUCAGGGUUACAACAGUCCAACCAGUAAUGGCAGGUCUAAGCCUUCACAGCAACCAGCAACAGCACCGAGGAGUCAGCCGCUGAAACCACCACACAGACUCGCAGAUCCUAUACAACAACAAAGGCCAGCAUAUGAACAAAAUGGGCCUCCGUAUAUGAAUGGCAAUCCUGGAAGUCACCCAGCGGGUCAUGGUUUUCCUGCGGGUCACCCGGCAAUGCAGCCUGGUCCCGGGCACCAUCCUGGUAUAGGCACACAGUACAGACAGCCCCAUAUAGGCAGUCCGAAUAGACCCAAUGGAAGUGGGAUGUAUUACAACUAUGAUUUACGUAUGGAUAGUCGUAAAUCAUCAACAUCUUCCAGUUCAGAUGCAAUACGUGAUAUGAAUGAAAAGUUAAAACAAGAACUGGCACAACUAGAUGGUCAGAUACAUCAUCACCACGUUUAUAAUCAACACAAAAAUACAUAUGGCUCUCAAGGCUCUAUGAGAUGAUGUCAGUUUGUUGAUUGACUGACAGCGAUUGAUGGACUGUGAUCAACAUUGUUAUCAUCACCAUUGUUACUUCAUGAAUAUAAAUAUGGCAUACAUCAUAUAUUGAACCAUUAUUCAACAAAGGUACAACAGUCUAGCUUGUUUGAUUGAAUGUUGAUGUGGUCUAGACCUUAGAGGAAUCAGCAAUGUUACAAGUUGUGAGAAAAGUCUUUAUAUAAAAUCCUUACAGUUUCAGCCUGAAAAGAGGAUUUUGUUCUGUAAAAGAGCUGCAUUAACAUUUCACUACAUUGUUAGGCUCAUGGUGCCCUAAUUGUUUUUCCACUUUCCAAUUGAAUGAUUUCUUUUGAUGUUAAGUCUGCAAAAAUCCCAAACUUUACAUUAUCAUUUGUAAGGGGUUGUUAACAACGGUUUCAGUAAGCCCUUCAUACAGAGUUAUUUCUGGUACAGGUGUAGGGAUGCAAGUAGAUCUGGAGGACUAUGUGCUACAGGUUCUAGGUUGAGCUGCUAAGUUACCUGACAGUCUCUGACACAUUAUACACAUAAAUAACUUUAUUUUCAAGUGUGCAGAUUGUAAGUCAGUUGUGAUAGAGAUUGUUUAGGUAUGCUGAAAACCUCUGCAAUAUAGAUAGAAAUUACUUCAUUGGUUAAGGUGUAACCAGUUUGAAAUAAAUCCAGUUUAUCUUAAAUUGUUCUCUUCUAAAGAUAGAACUUAUUUCAUCUUUAAAUGUCAGGCCAUCUUUUGUACAUUCUUGGUAUUCUGAAAAUGUAGUGACCAAUGAAAACACGUAGAACUGCAAAUGUUCAUACUAUAACUGAAUGCAGUCUAGAGAUCUUCUCGCUAUAAUGUUCAUACUGUAACUGAAUGCAGUCUAGAGAUCUUCUCGCUAUAAUGUUCAUACUGUAACUGAAUGCAGUCUAGAGAUCUUCUCGCUAUAAUGUUCAUACUGUAACUGAAUGCAGUCUAGAGAUCUUCUACGCUAUAAUGUUCAUA
Messenger RNA from Mercenaria mercenaria, 7501 nucleotides. Its product is annotated as kinesin-II 85 kDa subunit-like. NCBI's taxonomy places the organism in Eukaryota, Metazoa, Mollusca, Bivalvia, Venerida, Veneridae. Gene Ontology annotation, molecular function: ATP binding; microtubule binding; microtubule motor activity. Bases 1495 to 6510 code for a protein of 1671 amino acids. Gene Ontology annotation, biological process: microtubule-based movement. The transcript has 15 exons. The record is from RefSeq and is a predicted model, not a curated record.